GCGUAUCACAGGGCGUCGCCCCUCACACGACUGCCUGAGCAGCAAGUGCUGGCCCGUCAACCUCGUUUUUGCGCAGUACAGCCAGGCUGCCUCCCAGCAUGUCUUCGUCAAAGCUAUCGGCCACGGCCCCGGCCUUUGCUUGCCCCAAAGCCUGCGCCGAUCAUACCCACGCUCAAGAGUACCAUCAAUCCCUGCAGCCUAGCUUCGAGGAUGAGCAAGCCGUCAUCGAGCUCCUCGCCUCGCCUUCCCCUCGCACUUCGACUUUGCCCACCGGCCUCGUUUCUCCUCACUCAGCCAAGCAAGCGGCUCAAGCACUCGAGAGGCUCGAGACUGCCAGCCUUCCCUCAAUUUGGUCACACCACUCAGCAAGUGCAUCAACAGGCAGCUUUGACACCAGCGCAAGCCCAGCGACUCCGUGUUCCAGCCCGAUCAUCUCGCCAGCCUCGAGUCGCUACCCCUCAGCCAGCUGGGGCAUCCCGCCCAUUGCUCAUACUGCACUCAGCGAUCAGCGCCAUUCCUACGGCACGAGCAAUCCGAGCAGGCUCGGAGGUGGUGCAAAAUCACUCAGCACACCUUCUCUCCUUCCUGACGUCAGCUCUCCGCCGCCCUCUCGCCGCGCCUUUGCGCGCACCUCACGCUCUUCGAUUGACCAGCUCCCUAGCUUGCCUACACAGCACCAUGCAAUCCACAGCAGUCCGACACCUGCCCCACCACAGCGCGUUCUCCCGUCGCAAGCUGCGCCUUACGGUGUCGGGGUGCUUCCCAAGCCGCGAUCCUUCUUCAGCGCCUUUAGCCGCUCAGCAGCUUGGCAACCUAUCCGUCCUGUGCUUCCCGAGCGUAUGGGUCCUCCCCAGCCCCCGAACUUCAACUCUCACGAGCGCCUCAUCAGCUCGUCCCGCUCCUCCUUCGAUGCGGGGCCGCAGCAAACAAGCCUUUCAGGCCUCCUCGAGUCACCCUUCCCCGACUCAUCGCCAAGUGAGACCAGCGAAGCGCCUGGAAGUAGAGUCGCGCGCCCUCGUCGCGAGACGCUUUACAAGACGGAGCUCUGCCGAGGCUGGGAGGAGAGGGGACGAUGCGAAUACGGUGAGAAGUGUCAAUUUGCUCAUGGCCCUUCAGAGCUUCGAAACAUCACUCGCCACCCCAAGUGGAAGACAGAGCUUUGCAGGACCUACUGGUCGGAGGGGAGCUGCCCAUACGCCAAGCGAUGCUGCUUCAUCCAUGAGCUCCAUGAACAACGCACAGGCUCAGCUUCCCCAACUCUCGAGAUGAAUCGUCCGCCCCUCUUAGCAAGAGUGCGAGGCUCCCAGGAUGAGGCUUGUCACUAUCACCCGCACAGCGGACCCACAAGCUCUCUCAUGGCUGAACGAGAUACGAAGAGCUUCGACCUUGACCUCUUGGGCGGCCUCAGUUCUAGCGCCGCCAGCGCGAGCAGCAGCAUCAAAUUCACUAACCCCUUCAGUGGGGCAGACAGAAGAGCAAAUGCCAGUGGAGACAUCAUCAUAGGCCAGCGUCCUGCAUCGCCUAUGACCAUGGUCCCUCCUUUGCCUCGUAAGAAGGCAUAAGUGCCAGCACAUCAUGACGGCUCCGAGGCUACUGCAAGCGCCAUGUCACAAGAUCAGCAAGAUCGGAUGGCUUCUCCGGCCCGACUUCACCGCGACAAACCGUAGAUCCACCAAGCGCGACAUGCUCUCGCUGCUUCUCACUCUGCUACUCUUCCCUUCCUCCAAUGUAGGGAGUGUGCAUCCUCAUCACGCUUUCCUGCCAUUGACGAAAAGAAGGCACGAAAUGAUGCACUGAUGCUCUUUUCCCUCUGCACGCCUCUUUAUCUCUUUAUUCGCUCCUCUCUUUAUUCAGUUCCAUGAUCAUGACCAGCCCACGUCACUCUCCUACAGGCGGCAACUCGCCCAAAGGCAGCUUUCGCCACGGUGGAUCAUCGACGAGGUCCGCAGGCGGUGAAGCUAGCAACUCAACCU
Molecule: messenger RNA, 1973 nt
Organism: Jaminaea rosea
Lineage: Eukaryota; Fungi; Basidiomycota; Exobasidiomycetes; Microstromatales
Exons: 4
Coding region: 99-1562 (487 amino acids)
Molecular function (GO): mRNA binding; metal ion binding
Source: RefSeq, a predicted model, not a curated record